GGCCGCGCGCCGACCCGGCCAGUUGUCACACGGCAGCCGAGCGAGAAAGACGCGGCCUAAACGACCAGCGUGUUCUCAAAAACUUUACGCGACUAACAACUGCAGUACACAAAAACAUUUUAACUGAGAGUGUUUAGUUGCAAGUUCUAGUGUUGUGAUAGUGAUGACAUUGUUUCGGAACAAUAGUCUCUCAUGUCUCCUGGACAAACUUUGAUGUCAGGGAUGGACGCGAGAGACCGACUAGUGGAGGAGAUUGUACUCCUAGCGCUAUUCCUGGUGUCGACUGCUGCUAACUCGUUGGCAUUACUUGUGUUCUGCCGACGCCCAGGAUUAAGAACUAUUUCUAAUCGGUUCGUCAUCAACCUGCUCGCGACGAAUCUGUUGACGACCUCCCUGCUUGCGCCCGCGCUGUUCGGCGAGCACUCGGCGAGGGAGGAGGACACGGGCUCGUGGGUGGAGGCGGGCGAUGCGGCGGCGGCGGCCUGCAGCCUGUCCGCGCUGCUGUCCGUCAUGCUGAUCGCGCUGGACCAGCACCACGCCGUGACGGACCCGCUGCGCUGCCACACACGCCUGCUGCAGCGCCGCCCCGCCGCACUGUGCGCCGCCACCUGGCUGGCCGCCGCCUGCGCCGCCGCCCUGCGUGCCGCCAUCGCCCUCGUGCGACACUUCUGCCCGCUCGAGCCCGCCGUGCAAGGAGUCGAGCUCGCCUACUACAUAGUGUACUUAAUACUAGGAGUCAUCACACCCAUCGCCAUUGUGUGCAUCAUGUAUGCAAGAAUAUACCGUGCGGCGCGCUCCUCGGGGCUCCGAGCGCGAGCGCAUGGCGCCAGCGCGCUGCAGCUUCACGAACCUCCCACGAUCUUACCAGAUCUCGCUGAGGAGGUGGAGGGACUCACCCUCAAAAUCGACGGACCUGAAACUUCCGUGACCAUGGAGAAUGACAGGAAAUUCGGGCCAUUCCUAUUACCACCCGAACGUCCUGUACGUUGUCCUUCAGUUGCCAGUCUACGCAAUUCAAGAAAAGAAGGCAAGUCUAACGAAGAUCUGAGGAAAGGGUUGCCGGCGGUGAGCUCGGCACCACUGUUGGCCGCACCAAUGCUGGCAGUGCAGCCCCGCACGCCACAACCCUCACAUAAUGGAUCUAGAAUCACAUCGAUCAGAUGCCGCAUCUCAAACGCGUCUCUGUUCCGAUAUAGAGAAGAAUCUCGCGCGGCCCGCGUGGGGCUGCUGACCGGCGCCCUGGUGAUGCUGCACGUGCCGCACGCCGUGGCGGCUGUAGUCUCCGCCGUGUUGCCCGGCCUGGCGGAAUGCGCGCGCACUCCGUCACUAGCGCUGCUACUACUGUCGUCAGCGCUGUCACCGUUCCUGUUCGCGCUGCGCUCGCGGCGCGUGCAGAGGGAGGCGCGCAGACUGCUUCUGCCUGAGAAGAGCGCGUGGGAGCGGGCGUCGGGCGUGGCGUCGGCGGCGGCGGCGGACGGGCAGCGCGCCCGCGCCGCGCUGGAGCUGCUGCGCACGCUGUCGCCAGGCAGCAGCGCGCCCGAGGCGGCGGCGGGCGGGGAGGCCUGCCGCGGCUCCUUCAGCUCGGGCGGCAGCACGCAGCUGUCCUCCGCCUCGGACGAGUGACCGGCGCCUCGCGCGCCCGCGCCGCCCUCCUCGCGGGUGCGCUUCGCCCCGCGACCCACCGCUCUACUCAUCUGUGAUACUAGGCUAAGCCGCAACGCGCUCGGCGCGACCGUUAGACUGAUUUAGUAUUAAGUUAAUUUAUUGUGUCCAUGUACCUUUCCGCUGAGCGGAGCCAAUUUUUAUUACCUGAUAUAAUUGUAAGAGAAUAAAAAAGUAUUGAAUUUA
Messenger RNA from Trichoplusia ni (cabbage looper), 1848 nucleotides. Its product is annotated as 5-hydroxytryptamine receptor 1A-alpha. Gene Ontology annotation, biological process: adenylate cyclase-activating adrenergic receptor signaling pathway; cell-cell signaling; positive regulation of cytosolic calcium ion concentration. NCBI's taxonomy places the organism in Eukaryota, Metazoa, Arthropoda, Insecta, Lepidoptera, Noctuidae. Gene Ontology annotation, molecular function: alpha1-adrenergic receptor activity. Bases 193 to 1623 code for a protein of 476 amino acids. Gene Ontology annotation, cellular component: membrane. The transcript is spliced from 2 exons. The record is from RefSeq and is a predicted model, not a curated record.